Messenger RNA from Populus nigra (black poplar), 1450 nucleotides. RefSeq names its product zinc finger BED domain-containing protein RICESLEEPER 1-like. The record is from RefSeq and is a predicted model, not a curated record. NCBI's taxonomy places the organism in Eukaryota, Viridiplantae, Streptophyta, Magnoliopsida, Malpighiales, Salicaceae. Bases 617 to 1450 code for a protein of 277 amino acids. The transcript is spliced from 2 exons. Gene Ontology annotation, molecular function: DNA binding; protein dimerization activity.
UGACUGGAAUUUGCAUAAAAGAAUUCUUAAUUUUUAUAAAGUUUCCAAUCAUAUGGGUGAGACAAUUGGCCAAGUUAUUGAGAAUUGUUUGUUGGAGUGGGGGAUUGAUAAACUGUUGACUAUUACAUUAGACAAUGCAAGCUCUAAUAAUGUGACCAUUUCAUAUUUAAAGAAUGUGAUGAAAGAUUGGUCAACUAAUAUAUUGUCAAAUGAGCACUUGCAUGUUAGAUGUUGUGCACACAUUGUAAACCUCAUUGUGUGUGAUGGCUUGAAAGAGAUUAAUGAUUCAGUUGUUAAGAUUCGAAAUGCCAUUAGGUUUGUGAGAUCUUCACCGUCGAGGCAUCUUGCAUUUAAGAAGUGUGCUGAAAAGUUGCAUAUAGAGUGUAAGAAAUCAUUGUGUUUAGAUGUUGCAACUCGAUGGAAUUCAACUUAUCUUAUGCUAGAAGCUGCUGAAAAGUUUGAAAAGGUGUUUGUGAGGUUAGGUGAAAAAGAACUUAGGUAUAUGAGUUACUUUUUGGAGGUUGAUUCAAAGGGGAAUAGAAAAAACAUAGGGCCGCCUGGUUUGGAGGAUUGAGAAAAUGCAAGAACUUUGGUUAAGUUCUUAAAGAUCUUUUAUAUGGUUACAUUGAGAUUUUCUGGCUCAUUGCAUGUCACAUCAAAUUCUUUCUUCAAUGAAUUGAUUUACAUGCAUACAAACUUGUUGCAAUUGUGUAAAAAUAAAGAUAGUAUUUUAAUUGGAAUGGCAAUGAAGAUGAUGUUAAAGUUUGAGAAGUAUUGGGGUUGUGAAGGAAAUCAGAAUUUUUUAUUAUAUGUGGCUAAUGUCUUAGAUCCACGUUUUAAGUUGAAAUAUGUGAAAUUUUGUUUUGGUGAUUUGUAUGAUUAUGACAAAGCACAAUUGCUAACAAAUAAGGUGAAAGAUACUUUGAUGAGCUUGUAUGAGUUUUAUUUGAAAAUUGAUGAAGUGGUGGAUAAUAAUAGGCAUAAACAGGAUGUUAAUGCUAUUGAUGAUGUGGAGGUAGAUGUUAACACUUUGGCUCGAUUCAAAAGACAUUUGUUGGAGGUGGAUAGUGUGGAAAAUAAAAAUGAGGUUGAGAGGUAUUUGAUUGAAGGUUGUGAGGAUCCUAAUGAUGAUAAGUUAGAUAUUUUGGGUUGGUGGAAAAGUAAUGCUUUGAAAUAUAAGAUACUUUCAAAGGUUGCACAACAUGUUCUGGCUAUUCCUAUAUCCACAGUGGCUUCUGAAUCAGCAUUUAGCACAGGUGGUCGUGUACUUGAUCAAUUUCGAAGUUCUCUCUCUCCAGCAACUGUUCAAGCACUCAUUUGUUGUCAAAAUUGGUUGCAUCAUGGAUCAAUUCCAACUGAUAUUAGAAGCUUGAUAAAUGAUCUUGAAACCUACGAAAACCUUGAGUCAGAAUUUGGUGGAAAGUUACAUUUAGUAACGGAUGAUAAUUAG